UUUUUUUUUUCAUUUAUUUUUGAGACGGUUCCUGGUUCCUUUAUUGCCACGUGACCCAACUCCUGGAUCAAGUAUCCUCUGCCCCCCACAGCCCUCCCCCACCGGUGUUGGGAUUAUAGGCUUGGGCCACCACGCUACUGAUCAGGGCAAAAGGACAUCUGUCUUUGAGAUCUGGAUUUGCUUAAUGGAAAAGAGGGACACAGCGCUUACUGGUACCAACGUCCGUGGAUGAUAGUGAGGUUUUCCCAUAUCCUGGCAGUACAGAAAGGCCCAGAAGACACUCCAAUUUUGCAACCAUACUUGGGCACCUAGGAUAUCCUGAGGUUGUCUGUUUUGUCUUGGCAUAGGUUCCAGGAUUUGGCUCUCUGGCUAAGUCACGUUGUCUGUGGCCUGCCACCUCCGGGGAAAAUAGAGCCCCUCAAGGCCCCACAGUUCAGCGGACCACUUCCAAAGAGCUUCAGGGCCAGGCGCCGGCCUGGAACCCUUGCCGCAGGUGGAGGCCAUGGGGAGCAUCCCGCAGGUGGCGGCGCUCAGCCGCAGCCAGGUGGGCGUGUCAGGCCCCGCCCCGCGCUCCGGUCUUGGGGAGGGUGGGACGAACGGAAGCCCCGCCCUCCCCGCGCGCUAGUUCGGAGCCGGUGCGGGAGCGGAGGCGCGCGGAGCCGGCAGGAGCACGCGGGAGCGCGGCCCCGCAGCGGCCCGGCCCGAGGGAGCAGCAUCGUAGGAGCAGAACGGCCUGGCGACCCCCGCUGCAGCCAGGACCCCGCCCCAGCGCGACGCGGCCCCGAGAGAGGACUCUGGCCCCGGAGCGCGGCCUCGCCCUCCUCGCUCGCCCGGGUCCCCGGGCUGCGGGCAUGGACAGCGCCCGCUCGCCCUAGAUGGACGGCGAUGGCGGCCGCCGAGACGCCCCCGGCGCGCUGAUGGAAGCCGGGCGCGGCACGGGGUCGGCGGGCAUGGCGGAGCCGCGGGCGAGGGCGGCGCGGCUCGGGCCCCAGCGCUUCCUGCGGCGCAGCGUGGUGGAGUCGGACCAGGAGGAGCCGCCGGGCCUGGAGGCGGCCGAGACGCCGAGCGCGCAGCCCCCACAGCCUCUGCAGCGCAGGGUGCUUCUACUCUGCAAGACGCGCCGGCUCAUCGCGGAGCGCGCCCGGGGCCGCCCCGCCGCGCCCGCGCCCGCCGCGCCCGCUGCGCCUCCCGGCUCCCCGAGUGUCCCCUCGGACCCUGGCCCGGAGCGAGCGGGCACGCAGGAGCCCAGCCCAGAUCCCACCACCGCCUCAGCCGCAGCCGCGCAGGUCCCCGACGGCGGCCCGAGGCAGGAAGAGGCGCCGGCCCCAACACAGGAGGACGCUGGAACCACCGAGGCAAAGCCGGAGCCCGGGCGCGCACGCAAGGAUGAACCUGAAGAGGAGGAAGACGAUGAGGACGACCUCAAGGCCGUGGCCACCUCUUUGGACGGCCGCUUCCUCAAGUUCGACAUCGAGCUGGGCCGGGGCUCCUUCAAGACGGUCUACAAGGGGCUGGACACGGAGACCUGGGUGGAGGUAGCAUGGUGUGAACUGCAGGACCGGAAGCUCACCAAGCUUGAACGGCAGAGAUUCAAAGAGGAGGCGGAGAUGCUGAAAGGUCUACAGCACCCCAACAUUGUGCGCUUCUAUGACUUCUGGGAGUCCAGUGCCAAGGGCAAGCGAUGUAUCGUGCUGGUGACAGAGCUGAUGACCUCGGGUACACUGAAGACGUACCUGAAGCGGUUCAAGGUGAUGAAGCCGAAGGUACUGAGGAGCUGGUGCCGGCAGAUCCUGAAGGGCCUGCUGUUCCUGCAUACAAGGACACCCCCCAUCAUCCACCGUGACCUCAAGUGUGACAACAUCUUCAUCACUGGGCCCACCGGCUCUGUGAAGAUUGGUGACUUGGGUCUGGCCACCCUUAAAAGAGCGUCUUUUGCCAAAAGUGUGAUAGGUACCCCCGAGUUCAUGGCACCUGAAAUGUACGAGGAACAUUACGACGAGUCGGUUGAUGUCUACGCCUUCGGGAUGUGCAUGCUGGAAAUGGCUACCUCAGAGUACCCCUAUUCGGAGUGCCAGAACGCCGCCCAGAUCUAUCGCAAGGUCACCUGUGGCAUCAAACCGGCCAGCUUCGAGAAGGUGCAUGAUCCGGAGAUUAAGGAGAUCAUCGGGGAGUGCAUCUGUAAGAACAAAGAGGAGAGGUAUGAGAUUAAGGACCUGCUGAGCCAUGCCUUCUUCGCGGAAGACACGGGUGUCCGGGUGGAACUUGCCGAGGAGGACCAUGGCAGGAAGUCUACCAUAGCCCUGCGGCUUUGGGUGGAAGACCCCAAGAAGCUGAAGGGCAAGCCCAAAGACAAUGGAGCCAUAGAGUUUACCUUUGACUUGGAGAAGGAGACUCCCGACGAGGUGGCCCAGGAAAUGAUCGAUUCUGGAUUUUUCCAUGAGAGUGAUGUGAAGAUUGUGGCCAAGUCCAUCCGUGACCGGGUGGCACUGAUUCAGUGGCGGCGUGAGAGGAUCUGGCCUGCACUGCAGUCUCAGGAGCCAAAGGACUCUGGCAGCCCUGACAAGGCCAGGGGUCUGCCAGCACCCCUGCAGGUCCAGGUGACCUACCACGCACAGAGUGGGCAGCCUGGGCAGCCAGAACCUGAGGAGCCUGAGGCCGACCAGCAUCUCCUGCCCCCUACCUUGCCAGCUAGCGUUACCUCCUUAGCCUCGGACAGCACCUUUGACAGUGGCCAGGGCUCUACCGUGUACUCGGACUCCCAGAGCAGCCAGCAGAGCAUGGUGCUCAGCUCGCUUGUGGACACGGCCCCAACCCCAGCCUCGUGCGUGUGCAGCCCCCCUGUGAGUGAGGGGCCUGGCCUGACCCACAGCCUGCCUACGCUAGGGGCCUUCCAGCAGCCGGCCACUGUGCCUGGCCUGUCUGUGGGCCCUGUGCCACCCCCUGCCCGCCCUCCACUCCUCCAGCAGCAUUUUCCAGAAUCUUCCAUGAGCUUCACCCCUGUGCUGCCACCACCCAGCACCCCUGUGCCCACGGGCCCAAGCCAGCCAGCACCCCCAGUCCAGCAGCCUCUUCCAAUGGCCCAACCACCUACCCUGCCACAGGUCCUGGCCCCACAGCCCAUGGGCACUGUCCAGCCAGUACCCUCUCAUUUGCCUCCAUACCUGGCUCCAACCUCCCAGGUCGUGGCCCCUGCUCAGCUGAAGCCUCUCCAGAUGCCACAGCCACCUCUGCAACCUCUUGCUCAAGUCCCUCCGCAGAUGCCUCAGAUGCCUGUGGUCCCCCCCAUCACCCCCUUAACAGGACUCGAUGGCCUCCCUCAGACCCUCACUGACCUGCCGGCCGCAAACGUGGCCCCCGUGCCACCACCUCAGUAUUUCUCACCUGCUGUGAUCUUGCCAAGCCUCACAACACCCCUGCCCACAUCACCGGCCCUGCCUAUGCAGGCUGUCAAGUUGCCUCAUCCCCCUGGAACACCCCUGGCUGUGCCCUGUCAGACCAUCGUGCCAAAUGCACCAGCUGCUAUCCCCCUGUUGGCCGUGGCCCCGCAGGGUGUGGCUGCACUGUCUAUCCAUCCAGCGGUGGCCCAGAUCCCAGCCCAGCCUGUGUACCCAGCAGCCUUUCCACAGAUGGUACCUGGAGACAUCCCACCCUCACCCCACCACACGGUGCAGAGCUUACGGGCCACCCCUCCACAGCUGGCCUCACCUGUGCCUCCUCAGCCUGUCCAGCCCAGUGUCAUUCAUCUACCUGAGCAGGCUGCUCCAACUGCUGCCUCAGGGACCCAGGUGGAGUUGUUCAUGUGUUGUACACAUGUAGAGGUCAGAGGACAACUUGCAGAAGUUGAUUUUCUCCUCCUACCGUGUGGGUCCCGGGGAUCAAACUCAGGUCAUCAGGUCCUGCUGGGCCACCCUCCUUCAUACACCGCGGACGUUGCUGCUCCAGUCUCUGCUGUGUCCCUGCCGCCUGCUGUCCUUUCCCCUCCUCUGCCAGAUACUCUGCUGCCUACUGUCCCUGACCUCCUGCCCAAGGUCCCCAGCUCUCUGGCCCCUACAGUGGUCGCAGCCUCUCAGAGUGCGCCCGCACAGACCUCUUCACUCCUCCUGCCAACAAACCCACCCCUGCCCACUGGGCCUGCAGUUGCUGGCCCCUGCCCUGCAGUCCAGCUGAUGGUGGAAGUGGCUCAAGAGGAGCAGGUCUCACAAGACAAACCCCCUGGCCCCCCACAGAGCUCCGAGAGCUUUGGAGGUUCUGAUGUCACCUCUGGAAGAGAUCUGAGUGACAGCUGUGAAGGCACCUUUGGAGGGGGCAGGCUGGAGGGAAGGACCGCCCGGAAACACCACCGUAGGUCCACUCGUGCACGCUCGCGGCAGGAGAGGGCCAGCCGGCCCCGGCUCACUAUCCUAAAUGUGUGUAACACGGGGGACAAGAUGGUGGAGUGUCAGCUGGAAACGCAUAACCAUAAGAUGGUGACCUUCAAGUUUGACCUCGAUGGGGACGCUCCGGAUGAGAUUGCCACGUACAUGGUAGAGCAUGACUUUAUCCUGCCCGCUGAGCGAGAGACCUUCAUCGAGCAGAUGAAGGAUGUCAUGGACAAGGCAGAAGACAUGCUCAGUGAGGACACAGAUGCUGACCAUGGCUCUGAUACAGGGACCAGCCCUCCACACCUGGGUACCUGUGGUCUGGCCACGGGGGAGGAGAACAGACAGUCCCAAGCCAAUGCCCCUGUCUACCAGCAGAAUGUCUUACACACGGGAAAGAGGUGGUUUAUCAUCUGUCCAGUGGCUGAACACCCAGCAACAGACACUUCUGAAUCAUCACCCCCACUUCCUCUAAGCUCCUUGCAGCCAGAAGCCAGCCAAGACCCAGCGCCCUAUCCAGACCAGCUGUCCUUGACGGACAAACCUAGUUUCCCAGCUGCUCAGCAGCUCCUGAGCCAGGCAGGCUCCAGCAACCCUCCUGGUGGAGCAUCAGCCCCCUUGGCCCCGUCUUCCCCUCCUGUGACUACUGUAAUCCCGGCAGCACCAGCCACCAGCACCGUGCCAGAGUCAGCAGCAGGGACUGCCAUGCAGGCAGGAGGUCCAGGGACUCAUCAAGGACCAGCCAGUGUCCAUGAGACCCUCCAGCCACUGGCCGAGACACGCUCUGCCCAGUGUACUGCCCAGCCCCUUAGUACUGGCCAAGGACCUUGCACCCCAGCUCUGGAAGCCUCUCGCUGCUCCACAGGUCUGGGGGAGCCCAUCUCAACCAGGGAGGUCAGCACUCAAGGAGAGCCCCUGCCUGCUUCAGUGCCAGAACCUAGCCCUCCCACUGGGGCCACACAAUCUGUACCGGGUCAGCCACCACCCCCACUGCCCAUCACAGUAGGGGCUAUCAGUCUGGCAGCUCCCCAGCUCCCCAGUCCCCCCCUGGGACCUACUGCUCCCCCACCACCCCCCUCAGCCUUGGAAUCUGAUGGGGAAGGGCCGCCCCCUAGGGUGGGCUUCGUGGACAACACCAUCAAGAGUCUGGAUGAGAAACUGCGGACUCUGCUCUACCAGGAGCACGUGCCCACCUCCUCAGCCUCAGCUGGGACCCCCAUGGAGGCAAGCGAUAGAGACUUCACCCUGGAGCCCCUGCGAGGAGACCUUCCCUCAGCCUUGAGUGACAAGACCCCAAGCCUCACCCAGCAGACCCAGCCCUCAUUGGAAAAGUCUGAAACGGCCCCUGCAGGAUGGGCCCUGGCCCAGAGGGAACAGGGUGCAUCUUCUCCAAUGACAGCAGAGUCAUCUUCCAGCAAUACACUGGGCUGUGACAGUGACGCAGGGCAGGUGGCCUCGGACUCCUCCACAGCACCCAGUGUCCCCCAGGAUGCCUCUGGUUCUUCCGUCCCUACACACAUGGAUCCCAAAGAUCAGAACAGUAGUGUUCCCAGAGAAGCCUUGGCAGCACCCAUGCAAAGUGGCCCAGGGUCCUUCACAGUGGGCAGCCCAGCCCAGCUGCGUGGCGCCCGGGACUCCGGGUCUCCUCAUAAGCGGCCAGGGCAGCAGGACAACAGUUCUCCAGCCAAAACUGUAGGGCGCUUUUCCGUGGUCAGCACACAGGACGAGUGGACUCUGGCGUCACCUCACAGCCUGCGGUACUCUGCCCCACCCGAUGUCUACCUGGAUGAGAUCCCCUCUAGCCCUGAGGUGAAGCUGGCAGUGCGGCGGGUACAGACAGCCUCCUCCAUCGAGGUUGGCGUUGAGGAACCUGCCUCUAGUGACUCUGGGGAUGAACGCCCAAGAAGGAGGUCCCAGGUGCAGAAGCAGUCCUCCCUGCCGGGUACUGGUGGUGUGGCAAGUGACUUUGUGAAGAAGGCCACUGCCUUCCUGCACAGGUCUUCAAGGGCUGGCUCGCUGGGACCUGAGACACCCAGUAGGGCAGGUGUGAAGGUCCCUACCAUCAGCAUCACCUCCUUCCACUCCCAGUCAUCCUACAUCAGCAGUGACAAUGACUCAGAGUUUGAGGAUGCAGACAUAAAGAAGGAACUGCGCAGUCUGCGAGAAAAGCACCUGAAGGAAAUCUCGGAGCUACAGAGCCAGCAGAAGCAGGAGAUCGAAGCCCUGUACCGACGCUUGGGCAAGCCGCUCCCUCCCAAUGUGGGGUUCUUCCACACUGCACCCCCUAUGGGCCGCAGGAGGAAAACCAGCAAGAGCAAAUUGAAGGCUGGCAAGCUGCUGAACCCCUUGGUGCAACAGCUCAAGGUCGUGGCCUCCAGCACAGGUCAUUUGUCUGACUCCAGCAGAGGCCCUCCCACUAAGGACCCUGCCCACGCCAGCACGCCCCCGGGCACCAAGGCAGUUCAGACCCAGCAGCCCUGCUCCGUUCGGGCCUCUCUGUCCACAGACAUCUGCUCCGGUUUAGCCAGUGAUGGAGGCGGAGCGCGUGGCCAAGGCUGGACGGUUUACCACCCAACGUCUGAGAGAGGGGCCUAUAAGUCUAGUAGCAAGCCUCGUGCUCGAUUCCUCAGUGGACCCGUAUCUGUGUCCAUCUGGUCAGCCCUGAAGCGUCUCUGCCUAGGCAAAGAACACAGCAGUAGGUCUUCCACCAGCAGCCUGGCCCCAGGCCCUGAGCCAGGUCCCCAGCCCACCCUGCACGUCCAGGCGCAGGUGAACAACAGCAACAACAAGAAAGGCACCUUCACGGACGACCUGCACAAGUUGGUGGACGAGUGGACAACGAAGACCGUGGGGGCAGCGCAAGUGAAGCCCACGCUCAACCAGCUGAAGCAGACGCAGAAGCUGCACGACAUGGAGGCCUCUGGAGACGCUCGGGCUACAUCUGUGCCUCGAGCAGCAGUGGGGGCAUCGUGUCUGGCCCCGGCCCCUGGCCCUCUGUCCACCACAGCCACUCCUGGAGCCACUCCAGCCCUGCCUGUGCCCAUACCAGGUACUGUCCACUCCAGCCUCUCAGGCCCUCCUUGUACACUGCCUCUAUGUCAGUAUGGAGGCCUGCUCCCUGAUCCUGUGUCCUGGGGACCCUGGGUGGCCUCAGGAAACCCAGAAGGGUCUUGGGGCAGUCAGAGCCCCACUCAGGUCCCUGUGUUCCCAGUGUUUCUACGGCCACCUGUUAUCAGCACACCAGGCCCCCGGCUGCACAUCACGUAGCCUCCUGCCCUGCCCUGCCCCUGGCCAAAUGGAACACUCUGAAGCGUGUAGAAGAACCCAGUUGUGGUUUGGCCUCCUCAUGGCUCCUCCACAUGGGCACAAGGCACAGAGCCCCAGCCCAGGGGGCAUGAGAGGGCAGCAAGACACUUUCCCUGCUGCCUCAGACCCCGUCACUCUUAGGUUCCUGCAGUCUACAGAGGCAGUCCUCACACCCAGGGCCUGCCCUUGUUAGAGGAUUAGAACCUUGUCAUCCCCUGCAGCAGCUCAGUGCCUUGAAUCCCAGCUUUUCUGUUUCCAUGAUGGAAAUACAUGUUUUAAAAGGCCAUUCAUCCGCAAAAGCGGAUUCCAUUACAGUGGCAUGCGUAUGGCUGUCUCCACUGUGUUAUGUUGUAGAGGUGGGAAUUGGGUACAGAUAUGAAGCUGGUAACUAGUGAGAGUGUAAAAGCCUUCUAUACAGAAACAAAGGGAACACUGACAAUGUGACCUGGAAAUGCUGGUUAGGUCCAGCUCAGUCCUUGAUAGAGCGAGGUCACCCUGGGUGUCUUCAGUAACAGAGCCACCACGAGGUUUACCUGAAGUUGUUCUCCCUGUGAGGAGUGUCACCAGCUUUGUUGAGCCGUGAGGAUCCUGCCAGGUGAAUACCCUGAUAGCCAGCAGGCUGUUGUAAGCACCAUACAGACAAACAUGACCUUCCAGCUCAGGGGCCCCACUCACUCUCUCCCUCUUUUCCAUGGUUUUCAGAGGCCUGUGCUCUGCCCACCCCACCCUGCAAAUUCCUCUCCAGGCCAUCCUCAGGCCAGCCUACUGAGGGGCGGAGCAUUUCUGGAGGUUUCCAUGACACUUGCCCUGGGGGGGAGCGGGGAGAUGAAAACUCCCUGACCCCCUCUGGGUGAAUAUUUUCUGCCUCCAGUUGGAGGGUGGGCUGCCUGGGGUGACCCCCGCUGUGAACUGUACAGAUCAGAUGUACCCAGGAGAAGCAGCUAGAUUAUUUCGGUUUAAAUACACUACUCCAUCAAUUCAGUCAGAAUUGAAUUUCCAGGGGACUGCAGAGGCUUCUCCCUGGCCGCAAUGCUGCAAUAAGAGAUUUCUGUUCUCUGUGUCUUAGUCUCAACACCACACAGGCCCAUUCAGUAAAGCGGAGCCUACGUCGUCUUGCUCCUCUUGUGCCCAAGUCCUUUCCUCCUGUGACAAUGCUAGUGGCAUGGGAUCCCCAAGAGUCUGUAUGUGUGAAGGAGAAAAAUAAACAUUUGCUUGAAAAUAC
Mus musculus (house mouse) is the source of this 8886-nucleotide messenger RNA. It is a transcript of the gene Wnk2, whose product is annotated as WNK lysine deficient protein kinase 2. The record is from RefSeq and is a predicted model, not a curated record. The coding region runs from base 876 to 7625 and encodes 2249 amino acids. Gene Ontology annotation, cellular component: plasma membrane; cytoplasm. NCBI's taxonomy places the organism in Eukaryota, Metazoa, Chordata, Mammalia, Rodentia, Muridae. The transcript is spliced from 30 exons. Gene Ontology annotation, molecular function: protein kinase activity; protein serine kinase activity; ATP binding.